Molecule: messenger RNA, 3132 nt
Organism: Phoenix dactylifera (date palm)
Lineage: Eukaryota; Viridiplantae; Streptophyta; Magnoliopsida; Arecales; Arecaceae
Product: squamosa promoter-binding-like protein 12
Cellular component (GO): nucleus
Molecular function (GO): DNA binding
Source: RefSeq, a predicted model, not a curated record
UUCCGGCGGAAAAAGAUUGGGUAAAGCGGCGGUAAAGCGGCCGUACUCGAGGGCCAUUCUUUCCGGAUCUGGGGAACUCCAAAAAGGCAAAAGACCACGGUAAAAAUCGCCGCCUUUUCUGUCCUUUCUCUCAUUCCUCUUUUUUUUUUAUAUACAUGGAGAUAGAACCCCCGCCCACUUUCCUCUGGGUCAAGAUUCUCCUGUCUCUUCUUUUCCCCCUUUGUUAUCUUCUUAAUCUCACUCCAAUUUGGCAUGAGUUUUGAUUGCAAAGAAACUAUUGAUGAAGUAUUCGCUAAAGUUUUAUCUGAACGAAAGAAAAGGUUUUGUGGGGGGGAUGGGGGGCGGUUGGUAGGGAGCUAUCCAUCAGUCUCCUGUUUUACACUGUUUUUUGUGUCAGAAAUCCAUGUGUUUGGUUGCGAUGCAAAAGAAAGAAACGAAGAAUAGAACAGGCGGUUUCCUAUGAUUGAUCGCCGAUCUGGAAUAACUGUACGUGGCGCCGCGCCGGACUGUAGAUUAGAGUUUACUCGAGCAUCCUAUUUUGAUCUGCGUGCAGAUUUAGUUGCAUGGGAUAACAAACCCAACAACGGGUAGGGUUAGGGUUUGCCCGGUAAACAGUAAAAUCCCUCGAUGGUUAAAAUAUAUAUAUAUAUAUAUAUAAAAGAAAGAGAGAAGAGAGGCUUGUGGAUGAGAGAUGAUUUUAUCGGAACGAGUAGCUUGAUCUCCUGCGAUUAGUUUCUUGGUUCCCUGUUAGCAGACGGGAGGAGGAGGAGGAGGAGGAGGAGACUGGAGAGAGAGAAAGAGAGAGCUUUGGGUUGGAGAGAUUCAUGGGCUCUGUGGCCUUGCGAUGGGAUAUCCCUUUCGAAUCUCGCCGUCUCCGUCCCUAGCUGUCUCUUCUCGUAUCAUUGGGAAUGGAGAAGAUGCGCACGUGAUCUAGGUUGGUUUCAUCUGCUACCCUCCCAUCUCCAAGACUUUUGAAGUUCCAUCGACUAUUUAGUCUUUCGAGUUUCUUGGCUUGGAUUGGGGAGGGGAAGAAGCGGCUGCUGGUGGUGUUUUGCUGCCAAUCUUGAGGUGCUUCGGUGUGUCGGUCGGAAUCCUUCGUCAAGCUGCGACCGGCUUACAAGCCAAUAGGCUGCAAGUUGCUCGGGGUCUUCUUAUAUGAAUUCGUUUGUGAUCUUGAGAUCUGGUGCUGCUUGUUGGACGGUGGUUGUGGAGGUGAAGGGUAGGUGAAGUGCUUCAUCCGAAAAUAAGGGUUCUUUUUUGGGAUGGAGUGGAAUACUAAGACUUCCUCACUUUGGGAGUGGGAUAAUCUGGCGCUGUUUAGUGGGAAUUCCAAGCAGGAGCAGCAGACCGACUGGAAGAUUGAAGUCAAAGGCGCUGGAGUUAUUGAAAAUGGGUCGCUUUAUUCAUCUGGCGGCGGCGGCGGCGGCAGUGGAGGCGGUGCCUGCUCUGGCUCUGAUUUGGGAAAUGGUUCGUCGUCUAAGAGCUCCAUCUCGGCCUCUAUUGAUUCUUCAUCAAAAACAGGGGUAAAAAUAUCAGAGUUCAACUUUGAGGCAGUGAACAAAGAUUCCAUGAGAGUGCCGGAUGGUGGAUUAUCUGCAGCAGUGGUGACGGCAGCCAGGUCUCAGGAGGCAUUGAUUGGUCUGAAGCUUGGAAAGAGGACUUACUUUGAAGAUGUCUGUGCAGGGAGCAAUUUUAAUAACCCACCAUCUUCUUCUUCUUCAGUCUCAGUGGUGCUGCCUGCUAGUUUGGUUAAGAAGCCUAGGGUGACUCAGCAGACUGUGCAGAGUACUUGCUGCCAAGUCGAAGGUUGUAAUGUUGAUCUCAGCGGAGCUAAAGAUUAUCACCGCAAGCACAGAGUCUGUGAGACCCAUUCCAAAUCCCCUAGGGUAAUCGUUGCUGGUCAGGAGCGGCGGUUUUGCCAACAAUGUAGCAGGUUCCAUGAUUUGUCCCAGUUUGAUCAGAAGAAACGAAGCUGUCGUAGGCGUCUUUCUGAUCACAAUGCACGUCGUCGUAAGCCACAGCCAGACACAAUCUCAUUUAAUUCCACGAGGCUUUCUUCACCGUUUUAUGAUGAUCAGCAAAAUUUUCUCUGGAAUCAAGCUCAGUUUGGUCAAAUGAGGCCCACAGUAACUUCCAUGUGGGAAGGCUCAUGUGACUUUAAAGUUGCGCAAAUGAAAGGGUCUUGGAUGAAGUCGGCAAAAGUAGGGAGCAUUGAUGGACAGCUCCAUCUGCCUAAUUCCCAGCGAUCAAAUGCCUUUUCAACGCUCUGCCAUGAAGUAGACAGGCUCUUGCCUAUGAAGGGCAUCACCGCCGAAGUCCUCAAUCAAGGUCCGGAAGCAUCAUUAACUGCUUCAAACUUAGAUGGAGCACCGGAUCUUCGGCGUGCUCUCUCUCUUCUGUCAACCAAUGCUUGGGGUUCAGCUGACCCUGGAACAUCAUCUUCUCUUGUCCAGCUUGUGCAUGCUAACCACACCAGUGCAGCUCAGCCUGCAAUUCAUGCAGUGAACUCAACCCCGGAGUAUUGGCAAGAUGAACAUGGCCUAACUCAGCAAGGGCGAGUGCUUCAAUUUCCUACACAUAGCAAUGGUAGCCAGUUCCAGGAAUUUCAGCUGCUUAAAGCUCCUUAUGAGACUACGUUUUUUGACUCUAGUCAGAUUCAUUAGUGUCCAAAAUCACAUGAACUGCAUUCUGGAGAGUAGAAACUGAGUGACCUGUGGAUGUCAACUCUGUACUCGGCGAAUCCUUAUCUUUUCCUGGCUGAUAAAUGACUUUGUUCAAAUGGCAGACCUGCAUUCUUUUGCAUCAGAACUCCUGAGGCUGGAGCCGCACAUUGCUUUAAUGGAAGCUGAAUCCCAAAGGAGAGCUUCAUGGAUUGUUUCUGAUUGUGUAUCAUGCAUGAUCCGAGCAGUGUAUUCAAGGGUGUACAAUCGGUAUCGAUGUCUAUUGUCAGACCAUGAACCUUUAUAUAGAUUUGGGUCAGGGGAAACUCUUUUGCAGGACUAAAAUGGUGCGGCCCUCUGGAAGGGAAGUACUUCUCAGACUUGUGUUUACCUUUUGUAUGAUAUCAUAAAUAACAGGCCUUUCCUGCAACACCAUUGCAUCGUGUUGGUUGGCUGGUUGGGCUCUUUUACA